AUGACAGAGACCGCGCCAGCAGCAGCAGCCGCUCCUUCUCCCGCCGAAGCGGCCGCCAAGUCCAAGAGGCAGCCGAAGAAAUCCACCGCUGCAGGGGGCGCCAAGAAAAGCAAGAAGCCGUCCGGUCCCAGCGUGUCCGAGCUCCUCGUCACAGCCGUGUCCGCCUCCAAGGAGCGCAGCGGGGUGUCUCUGGCCGCCCUGAAGAAGGCUCUGGCUGCAGGAGGAUGCGAUGUGGAGAAGAAUAAUAGCCGCAUCAAGGUGGCCAUCAGGGCUCUGGUCACCAAGGGGACCCUCACCCAGGUGAAGGGCAGCGGCGCCUCCGGCUCCUUCAAGCUCAACAAGAAGCAGCAGGAGACCAAGGACAAGGCGGCCAAGAAGAAGCCGGCGACGGCCAAGAAACCUGCAGCUACUGCGGCCAAGAAACCCGCCAAAUCCCCGAAGAAGCCCAAGAAGGCUCCGGCCAAGAGCCCGAAAAAGACCAAGAAACCGGCCGCGGCCAAGAAAGCAGCCAAGAGCCCCAAGAAGCCGAAGGCUGCCCCCAAGCCCAAGAAGCUGGCCAAGAGUCCGGCUAAGAAGGCGGCCAAACCCAAGGCUGCCAAGAGUCCGGCUAAGAAAGCGGCGAAAGCCAAGAAGAGCGCGGCCAAGAAGUAACCGGCGCCGCCCGCACCUCUCCCCAAAGGCUCUUCUCAGAGCCACCACCUCCUCCUCA
Messenger RNA from Bufo gargarizans (Asiatic toad), 709 nucleotides. Its product is annotated as histone H1B-like. Lineage: Eukaryota; Metazoa; Chordata; Amphibia; Anura; Bufonidae. Gene Ontology annotation, cellular component: nucleosome. Gene Ontology annotation, biological process: nucleosome assembly. Gene Ontology annotation, molecular function: DNA binding; structural constituent of chromatin. The record is from RefSeq and is a predicted model, not a curated record. The transcript has a single exon. The coding region runs from base 1 to 651 and encodes 216 amino acids.